This is a messenger RNA of Limanda limanda (common dab), 3737 nucleotides long. RefSeq names its product v-crk avian sarcoma virus CT10 oncogene homolog-like (gene crkl). Gene Ontology annotation, biological process: positive regulation of ERK1 and ERK2 cascade. Gene Ontology annotation, molecular function: protein binding. Bases 710 to 1627 code for a protein of 305 amino acids. Lineage: Eukaryota; Metazoa; Chordata; Actinopteri; Pleuronectiformes; Pleuronectidae. The record is from RefSeq and is a predicted model, not a curated record. The transcript is spliced from 3 exons.
UCCGCCGUCAGAUCGCUCCUCUGUGUGACGACGUGUUCGUCGCCGGCCGCCAUCUUUCUCCUCACAGGAGAGCCGCGGGUUCGAUUCCGUGACGACACCGAGGAGCCGCCGAGCUGCGUUGCCCACCGGCGCGGCAUGCGGAUAUAAAGAAGACGAAGAAGAAGAAGAAGAAGUGAGGGGCCAUCUUUUUUUCAUAUUUGUCUCCCUCCCUCCCUCCCUUCCUUCCUCCCUCCUCUAACUGACAACCGAGCGAGGCGGAGGGUUCACCGGAACCGGAGCUGGUGCUUGUUUCUCGGAAGAAGAAAGAGGAAGAAGAAGAAGAAGAAGAAGCCUCGUUCAUCAGUUGCUGCUUCGCCCCGAGUUGAGCUUCCUCCUCCGGGCUCCACUCGCUUCACUCGCCGAGCACAGGAGACACAUUAUGCUCCAAAGUUGGAACCAGCCGGUCGCCGUCUGCAUCUGAAAAAACACCAGGUUGUUGUUGUUGUUUUGUAUUUUAUUAUUUCUGCUUAUUUAAAAUAACAGAAGAAGAAACCCUCCGGAGCCGGCGGCGUUUGUGCAGAAACCACCCGGGGGAAACCCUCUCAGUCGGCCGGGGCCACACAUGCCCUGCCCUGCCUUCCUCCAACCCCUCCACCCGGCGGUGAUCGACCCGCACACGGUUUAACUUAUUCUCUAGUUUUUUUUAACUUAUUAUCUUUUGAACACAAUCAUGUCCGGUCGGUUCGAUUCCGCCGACCGGUCGGCCUGGUACUUCGGGCCCGUGUCGCGACAGGAGGCUCAGACCCGGUUGCAGGGGCAGCGGCACGGGGUGUUCCUGGUCCGGGACUCGUCGACCUGCCCCGGGGACUACGUGCUGUCGGUGUCGGAGAACUCCAAAGUGUCCCACUACAUCAUCAACUCGUUGCCCAGCAAGAGGUUCAAGAUCGGCGACCAGGAGUUCGAGCACCUCCCGGCUCUCCUGGAGUUCUACAAGAUCCACUACCUGGACACCACCACCCUGAUCGAGCCGGCUUCCAGGUACCCAAGCACAGUGAAUGUUCCCAUCCAGCCAAUGGGCGGCCCGGACGAGAACGUGGAGUAUGUGCGGACUCUGUACGACUUCACUGGCAGCGAUGCGGAGGACCUCCCCUUCAAGAAGGGGGAGCUCCUUAUCAUCCUGGAGAAGCCAGAGGAGCAGUGGUGGAGCGCCAAGAGCAAAGACGGGCGUAUCGGGAUGAUCCCCGUGCCCUACGUGGAGAAAGUGGUACGACCCUCAUCCCACCCCGGCCAGCCUUCCCACGGAUCUCGCAACUCCAACAGCUACGGGAUCCCCGAGCCCUCCCACGCCCUCGUCCACGCGUACGCUCAGCCCCAGACGCCGUCGCCGUUGCCCCCCGGCACCCCCGGAGCAGUUAUCAAUCCUCUACCGUCCAUGCAGAACGGCCCUGUCAUGGCGAAGGCCACUCAGAGACGAGUGCCAUGUGCCUACGAUAAAACGGCGCUAGCUCUAGAGGUUGGUGACCUGGUGAAGGUCACGCGGAUGAAUAUAAACGGUCAGUGGGAGGGUGAGGUGAACGGACGCCGAGGCCUCUUCCCAUUCACCCACGUCAAAAUCAUAGACCCCCAGAAUCCAGACGACUGUGACUGACCUCCCACUGGAGCCUCUUGCCAGUAUCGACGUGUACCCAAAUCUGCUGGCCGACGCCCCCUUUCCCCCGCCAUUGUCACCGCGGUUACGUGCUUGCCUGCUUGGGGCCGUACCAUGAUUGCGGCCCCUCUCGUUGCCGACGGUCACAGGGCUUACUGACUGUUUACACCUUUGGACAGCCGAUCCAAACUUAAAAAAACCCACUUCUCCCCCCGUCCCCUUUCCCGUGUCUUGCCUCCAGACUGGGCAGUGUUUUUUCGCAUUAGUGUCCUUUUCAUUUCCAGAUCACUGGGCAUCAGUGUGAGUGUGUGUGUGUAUGUGUGUGUGUGUGUAUGUAUGUAUGUAUACGUGCAUGUGUGUAGGAGUGUGUUCACAAUAGAUAUUUACCACAUUACAUCACAUGACUGUUUUUAUUUGAUUUGUGAGUAUUUGUUACGUUUGAAGUCUUGGGGACUUUAGAAAGCGUUGGUGUGCGAUUGUUACGUUGAUGCUGAGACGUUUGUACGAAGACUCGGACUUGGGAGAGCACUGAGGCUACGAGGAGUUAACCAGCCAGUCAAAUCCUUAUUUCCCCCAAACAAUCAACAAUCAGUCACUUUUCUUACUUCACCAUCACACACUUACUGGCCACGAGGAUUUUCAGGUUGACGGUUCCUUGUUGUGUAUGUGAUGUGCGACCGGAGUCGGGAGGUAGCAGAUGUGGAAGAUCGCAGUUGUAAUUUGACGUUAUAGAUCCGAUAAUCCCAUCCAACCUGGCACAAGUCUGGCUGACGAGAUUACUUAUCCUCCUGUCGAUGAGAUGACGCGGCCAUUAUGUAAUCUCAUCUGCUCCUUAUUUGUGCCACGUGAUCAACAAUAUUUCUUUGUUCAUUGUUAUUUUUAAUGGAGACAUCAUGAAGAUGUGUUGUGGAGGGUCUUUUAUUUUUUCCGCAUGCCCACUUGGUACUGCUUGACUGCCAUUCUCAUUCUUUUUAAACUUAUAGACUAGCAGGAUGUUUAGUGCCAACAGCAACAAGCUCUGGAAGAUAUAUUCCAACUUUUCUCCAGUGAAGUGCCGAGCUUUGAACAGCUAGCUUAAAGCGCAGCAUGAGCACUCGGGACUAAAGGCUUUUACUGAAGCAAGAAGUUCUGCUAUGUCAGUGGUGUAGGUCAGGAAAUGUGGAAAUGUCUCAGCGAGCCUAUGAGAUGCCUUUUUUUUCCAGAUAGUAAAUGCAUCUUUUAGUGCAUGCAACGCCCUCUCUAACCUUAUCUUUUAAAUGUGAUGUUACAACCUGCUCUAUUCCUUCAACAUUCAGUCUCUGCACAAUUUUUUACUCAUUUUAUGCAAACGGACUCCAUCGGACUAGUUCAAACUGUGCUGCAACCAAUUCAGUUUGUUUAGUGGGAGCUGAGGAUCGAACGGUUACGAAAACAUUGCCGACCCCCCCGACAUUUCUGCUGUAAAAAGGUUUUGCUCACGUGUAUCCCCCCCCCCUCCCAGUGCGCUCUGUUCAAAUCAUUACUCAGCCGUUGACUCUGAGUAACUGUGCCGCUUUUAGUUGUAUCCAAAUUUUUGUUUUGUAGUCGGCUAUUAAAUCAAGCAUUUUUAGUUUUGUUCAAAUGAGUGAUGUUAUUAAACAAAAAGUACCUACGGUGACAUUUACAAAAGGGAAAAAUGCCUGCUGGUUGCCUCUGUGCAUGACCUCUUGGCCGGGGGAGAUGUUUCUGCUCGGCCGAAUGCUGCUUAAUGUCAUUCGUCUCCUUAUUGAAUAAAGGUUUCUCUUAUUUGAAUCCCCUCUGGUCUGUGCAAACAAACCAGUGUUGGGGGUUUUCCUCAUCAGACAUAAUGAAAUCUACUAAUUAAGCAAUAUGCCCUGAUUAGUUCCUUUUCUUGAGGUGAACUCGCUUUUCUCAUGCUUCUGAGUUGUUUCUUUGUAAUGGCAUUAACAGUAUUACUGUGCUCUCUUCUCAUAUUCUAGAAAAGCCUGUCUUGUACUUAAGAAUUGAAAAUUGUGCCUUUUAUUUUCUUAUACCAUUUACAUGUGUUAAUAUUUCCCAUGGUUAACACCUGUGCUGGUAUUGACCCUUUAUGUACAGAACAAGUAAAUAAAAUUUACGUCUACUUCUUUAA